GAUUUGUCUACGCGAGAGCGAGAGUUUACUUCUACAGCUUGCCACACCCUCAGAAAUUUAAUUAAUUUGAAGAAUUUAAAAAACUUAUGAACUUCAAUUAAAAUGAAGAGACAUGUUAUUUCCUUUUUUACACUUACAAUAGUUUUUAUGUCGGUUCUAAAAGUUAAUAGUCUCGAAUGCUAUGUAUGUGAAAACCAGGAAGAUAAUAAUGAAAAAUGUGUUAAAACUAUCGCAACGUGUGUUUAUGGUCAAGACGUUUGUUUGACUGAAAUUAGAUGGGGUAGUACACCAUAUUGGUCGCAAGGUGCUAAAAAACAGUAUUAUGUAUCAAAACGUUGUUCAAAUCGAACAGAAUGCGCAACAACCAGGGAACGUUAUAUGUCUUUAUGUACUCAUAUUUGGUAUCAAGAUUGGGUAUGCUCAGAUUGCUGUCAAGGCGAUCGCUGCAAUUACUACAUAAUAAGUGGAAAUGGUAACUUCAAACCAAUACUAAGUUUGCUGUUGGGAGGCUUUAUUCUUAGCAGGUUAAUAGAUUAAUUAUUUUUUCUGUAAUAUUACCUACAAAAAAGAUGUUAAGCACACACUGGUGUUAUAUCCACCCAUUUUAUUGUUGUGUUAUGUUUUUACAUUACAGUUCUGCUAUUUGGUAUAGAAAGUUAGUUGUAAAGGGACAUUACAUGUAAUAAAAUAAAUUUAAAAAUAUUUGUAGGAUAAGUAAUGUUAUUGAAAGCUAACAUUAGGGCAGUGGGGUAAUUUCUUCCAAGCUUUGAUACCUUCAUUAAACUAGGCUUGUUUAAGUUGCUUACAGGUCGUUAUUAUAAAAUGAAUAUAAUAAAUGUUAUAAGAAAUACAACUAAACAAUCCAAAUAUAAUGUCUAAAGUCAAAUAGUUAUUUUUUGUGGUAUUAAUAUGACAUGUGUAUUAGUUUAAAAUUUUAUGUAAUAUAUCAUAAUAUAUUAAUAUUCAAAUGGAUCAUUUCGAGUUUCAGCACUCUGUGAUCUGUGAGACCUACUCGGCUAAUGUUGGUUAUCAGAGAUUAUUAUACUCUUUGGUAGUAGGUCCUGUCAAUCGUUUGAUCUGGAACAUUCAAAAAAUGUAAUUGCAUUCAUCAAUAUUUUGAUGUGACCUGGGUCAAAUGAACUAAUCAUCUACGAUUCACACAUAUCUAGCAAUCACCAUCUUGUUGAGAUGUUAAUUAUCAGUGGUGGUCAGUAGUAUGAGACAUCUUGUACUGAAAUCAUUGAUUUGCCUGUUAAGCAUGACAAUACAAAUCCACCCUACAUAAGCAGAGGCCCAUGGCCAGAUGUCUUAUAAAGAACUGAUAAAGGAUUUUUAGAAACUACUAUGUAUUUUCUUUAUUGAAUAUGAUAUACAAUUAUGGAAAUAAAUACUUAUGAUCCUAAUUAUAAAUAUUUAAAAAAUGUAAUUGAACAUAAGGUAUAUUUUAGUUUUACCUUUGUAGUUUUACUUAGUGUAAUUUUGUCAAUAUUGACAUAUUGUGUUUCAGCAUUUAAAUGAAUUAGCAAGCAUUUUAUUUUAUUAUAUUUUGAACCAUCCAAAUGACUUUUGUAUGUGUAUUAAACUGUUUGUCUGAUAUUCCCCAUGUAAAUAUCAUCUACAGUCAAAUAUUUAUAAGAUGUGCAUAAUUUUAUUUUAUAUUCAUUAAAUCCGUCUAAAAUAUUCCGUCCAUAUUUUAUAGUCAUAAGUGUAAUUAUAAAUUUGUAAUAUUUACAACUUUU
Messenger RNA from Parnassius mnemosyne (clouded apollo), 1739 nucleotides. Lineage: Eukaryota; Metazoa; Arthropoda; Insecta; Lepidoptera; Papilionidae. The record is from the annotation of a GenBank genome assembly.